UUGUGCGAAUAUGUUCAUGUUACCCUAUCCAAUUGUCGGUUUGGUUGUGGGUCUUGUCCUAGUUUGUGUUGUGCUCUAUAGGCGACGAUAUGAACGGAUUAUCCGGCAUAUAGAUAAAGGUUUUGCAGGACCCAAAGUACAUCCGCUUUUUGGAAAUGUUUUGCAAUUGGGCUUCACGCCAGAUGCUUAUUUAAGAAGCAUUUUCGGCUGGUUGGAACAAUUCAAUUACAAGAACUUCCGCGUCUGGGUUGGUCCCUUGCCAUAUAUCGCUUUUGUCGAGCCGAAAUAUGUGGAGCAUAUAUUGAGCAGUACGCAACUGGCCUAUAAAAAUGAUCCGUAUCAUUUGCUUUAUCCCUGGCUGGGCAAAGGACUUCUCACAGCAAAUGAUCAUGAAUGGAUGUUGCGUCGCAAAAUGAUAACGCCUUCGUUUCAUUUUCGCAUUUUAAGAGAUUUCCUUCAUGUUAUGAAUGAGACAAGUGGCAGAUUUAUGGAGCUGCUGGCAGUUGAGUCGAAGAAGUCAAAGGAUCAAGUGCUGGACAUGCAGAGUUAUGUAACUCGAAGUACCAUCGAUGUCAUCUGUGAGACGGCCAUGGGCACACGUGUGAACAGCAUUGAGGGAGAGCCAUCGAUUAUUGUGGAAGCCAUUGAUACUCUGUGCUAUGUGGCUCCAGAACGUUUGCUUUCAGUUAUGAAGCGACCAGAUAUAUUGUUUAAAUGCACACGACUUUAUAGGCAGCAGGAGCAGGCUUUGGCCACACUCAGGAAGGAGUUGGCCCAACUCAUAGAGCAACGUCGCGCCAUAGUAAAGAGUCCUAGCUACAUUAAUGUCGAGGAGGUGGGCCAGGAUGAGCAGCUUGAUGUUGGACGUCCUAAAAUGGCAUUUCUUGACAAUCUGUUAACUGCUGAAGUGGAAGGCAAACCUCUAACGUUUCAACAAAUAUUCGAAGAAGUUUCCACAUUUAUGUUCGAGGGUCAUGAUACCACUGCCUCGGCCAUUACUUUUGCCGUGUAUUGCCUGGCUUGGACUCCGACGGCUCAGCAGCGUGCCUAUGAGGAGCAACAGCAGAUCUAUGGUUCAGCAAAGGAUACACAUCCUACGUUUCAGGAAUUACAGGAUAUGAAGUACUUAGACUUGGUUAUCAAGGAAACUCUACGCAUAUUUCCCAGUGUGCCCUUUAUCUUUCGUUCUGUGCGAAAAGGAACAGUUAUAGUUGAUAAAUUCGUACCCAAAGGCACUACCAUUGUGUUGCCUUUAGUGGCCACAGGACAUAGUCCUCAUUGCUUUAAAAAUCCUCAUGAAUUUCAACCAGAGCGUUUUGAAAUGACGGAUAGAAAUCAGGCAAGUGCCUUCGAUCAUGUGCCAUUUAGUGCGGGACCAAGAAAUUGCAUAGGUCAAAAGUUUGCCUUAAUGGAGCUUAAGGUCACACUCUCCAAACUGUUGAGACGUUUUCGACUUUUGCCCGCCCCCUUGGCCAAGCAAUCCAUUGCGGAUGUCUUUCAUCCCAAAUAUAAGCCAGGAGAACAGGAACUCAAAUUAUAUCUGCCGAUUACACUGAAAUCUCUCUCCGGGGUGCCUGUGCGUUUGGAAGAACUAAACAUUCUCGAUUUCCAUUCCGUGGGAAGCGGUUCGUUGGCGAUGUGGUUAAUAUUGCUCGGACUUUUGGCUUUGCCAGUGAUAAUUUUCGCUUACAUUGAAUUGCGUGUGGCACAUAGGCGACGACUGGUGAAUAAGUUUAAUGGCCCAGCCACGGUGCCCAUAGUGGGCAAUGGUUUUCAAAUGGGCAAAAAUCCGUCAGAUAUUCUCAAUCAAGUAUUUAAUUGGUGGCAUCAGUAUGGCAAAGAUAAUUUUCGUUUCUGGAUUGGCUACUACUCAAAUAUUUUGAUAACGAAUCCCAAAUACCUGGAGUAUAUACUCAGCAGUCAAACUUUAAUACAAAAGUCAGACAUCUAUGAUCUAUUGCAUCCAUGGCUUGGUUUCGGUUUGCUUACCAGCACAGGCAAAAAAUGGCACAAACAUCGCAAGAUGAUAACUCCAUCAUUUCAUUUUAAUAUCUUGCAAGACUUUCAUGAGGUCAUGAAUGAGAAUUCUACAAAAUUUAUUAAGAAACUGAAGCGUGUGGCAGCUAAUGACAACAUUAUUGAUUUCCAAGAUCAAACCCAUUACUUAACCCUGGACGUUAUAUGUGAUACAGCGAUGGGUGUCCCUAUAAAUGCCAUGGAAAACAGUGAUUCAAAAGUUGUGCAUGCAUUUAAGGAUAUGUGUUAUAACAUUAAUAUGCGAGCCUUCCACCCAUUUAAACGAACUGAAUUCCUGUAUCGCUUCUUCCCGGAAUAUUCCAAAUAUUGUGAAACUUUGAAAACUCUUCAGGAUUUCACUAAUGACAUUAUCGAGAAGCGCGUUGAAGCUUAUAAACUAGAAACAAAUAAGAAAACUGAUAGCAAUGAAUUCUCGCGUAAGAAAAUGGCAUUUUUGGAUACUUUACUCUCUUCGACUAUAGAUGGACGUCCGUUGACAAAUGUCGAGAUCUAUGAAGAGGUAUCCACAUUCAUGUUUGAGGGACAUGACACAACCACUUCGGGUGUGGCAUUCGCCGUAUAUCUUCUUUCUCGUCAUCCGGAAGAGCAGCGCAAACUCUUUGAGGAACAGUGUGCCGUCAUGGGCAGUGAUUUGAGUCGCGACGCCACCUUCCAGGAAAUAGCUGAUAUGAAAUAUUUGGAUUUGUUCAUUAAGGAGGCACAGCGAGUUUAUCCCAGUGUUCCGUUUAUAGGGCGGUAUACGGACAAGGACUAUGAAAUAGAUGGUACCACCAUUCCUAAGGGUUCAACCCUCAAUUUGGCCCUUAUCAUACUUGGCUACGAUGAGAGGACUUUCAAGGAUCCCCAUGUCUUUCGACCUGAACGUUUCGAGCAGGAGAGACCCGCCCCUUUUGAAUAUUUACCUUUCAGCGCUGGUCCCCGCAAUUGCAUAGGACAAAAGUUUGCCCUCCUCGAAAUCAAGACAGUGGUUUCCAAAAUUAUACGUACAUUUCAAGUACUGCCUGCUCUCGAUGAGCUGAUCUCUAAGGAUAACCGUUUAAGUACGUUUUUGGGUCCCGAAGAAGAACGAUUAAAGUUCGAGCAAAAGCGUCAUAAAUAUGAUCCCAUUUUAUCUGCUGUACUAACUCUUAAAUCCGAGAAUGGUUUGCAUUUGCGGUUGAAGGAGAGAGUAUAGAGUAUUAUAUGUUUAUGUUUUUUUGUAUGUUAUUGAUUAUUGGAAUUAAAAUUUAAUUAACAGCUAAAACGAGAUUUAGUCACCAUGUGAAAAUAAUUUUAUAUAUAAAACUGAAUCAAUUGAUUAUAUAAA
Drosophila willistoni is the source of this 3343-nucleotide messenger RNA. RefSeq lists its product as uncharacterized. Gene Ontology annotation, molecular function: iron ion binding; oxidoreductase activity, acting on paired donors, with incorporation or reduction of molecular oxygen; monooxygenase activity. The record is from RefSeq and is a predicted model, not a curated record. The transcript is spliced from 12 exons. NCBI's taxonomy places the organism in Eukaryota, Metazoa, Arthropoda, Insecta, Diptera, Drosophilidae. Bases 11 to 3211 code for a protein of 1066 amino acids.